Limulus polyphemus (Atlantic horseshoe crab) is the source of this 2820-nucleotide messenger RNA. It is a transcript of the gene Zw10, whose product is annotated as centromere/kinetochore protein zw10 homolog. Gene Ontology annotation, cellular component: chromosome, centromeric region; nucleus; RZZ complex. Gene Ontology annotation, biological process: mitotic spindle assembly checkpoint signaling; endoplasmic reticulum to Golgi vesicle-mediated transport; mitotic cell cycle. Lineage: Eukaryota; Metazoa; Arthropoda; Merostomata; Xiphosura; Limulidae. Bases 111 to 2321 code for a protein of 736 amino acids. The record is from RefSeq and is a predicted model, not a curated record. The transcript has 8 exons.
UCUAUUCGAUUUACCAGCUUGUAAUAUUUCUUUUGGUGAUAUAAUAAAUUUACGUCUUAGUAACAUAAUAUUUGAGGAAUAGCGUGGUUUUAAAUAAUGAGAUAAAAGAAAUGUCUUCCUUAGUUACUGAAGUGCUGUCUUCUGCAGGAAAGCUUGAAAAAGACGACUUAAAUGCAAAGAUAGUAAGAAUAAGUAAAAGGAUAGAAGAUAUAAAACUUGAAGUGCAAGAGACUCUUCAGGGAAGACAUAAGGAAUUUCUGCCCCAUUUUGUAGAAACUGUUGAAUUAUCUAGCCACCUUAAUGAGGCUACUACUGAAGCAGACAUGCUUUUAACAAAGAUUGAGAAAGAGAUAAAACCACAGUUACACAAUGCAACUUGUGAGUAUCAAGAACUGACAAAGCAGUUGGAAGAAAGCUCAGUCCUAGUGGAUAUUGUUGCAAAGUUGGCAGAAAUUCAUGAAACUCUUGAGGCCGCAAAACAAGCACAAAAAAAGAAGGACUACUUAUCUGCUGCCACUAGCUUACAACAUAUUGAAAGUCUAAUAUCUCAGACCAAACAUGGGUGUGAAAAAGAUGUAGAUAUUUUACAAGCCAUGAAGACAGAGCAGUUGGUCAGAAAAGAAAAGCUUAAGUAUGACUUAGGAGAAAUUUGGAACCAACACAUUAUCUGGAGUGUACCAAAAUCUAAAGAUGAUCUUCCGUACAAAGUGGAACUGAAGUUGAUGACAUCAGGAAACAAAACGUUGGAAGAAAUUAGAAGUUUACUGCAAGCUUUGUAUUACAUGAAAGAGUUAGAGAAGAAGGUGAAGAAAUUGGGAACUAACUUAAUGACCCACGUGUUAGAAAUAGUAGUUUCUUGCCAAGUAGAUCUACAGAUUGAAAAAUCAAACGCUAGUGUGACCUUAGUUGUUGUCGUAAACAAGAAGGAACAUGCUGAGACUGCUCAAGUGUUUGAGAACCUGCAUACAGUAUUUAAAUUUUUAUAUGGCUCUUUCAUGAAGUUACAAGUAAAGAAAGAAUCAGAUGAAAAGUCUGAGACAUUGAUGUCUCUUCUUGGAAAACAAAUCAGUAGAGAAUUCUGUGAUUGCCUUAUCCAGGAUUGUCUCUCUCCUGCUAUCCCUAGUCACAGCAAGGAUCUGGAGGGAUACUCAAAAGUAAUAGAAUUAACAUCUAAUCUACAGGUGCAGUUAGAAACACUCGGUUUCCUGGAGGCUGGAAAUACCACAAUUUUAGAGUAUGCUCGAAAUGUGGACUCAUUGUUUGCAAACAAAAUGUGUCAGGAACUUUUAGUUUGUGCUCGUAAGCUGAUGAAGGAGGACUUACACGUCACUAUAACACUCCCAGAAAAAGAAGCUCUGUCAGAACCACUACCAAAAUUAGCCAGAAUUAAAGCUAUGCAGGAAGAAGACAAACUGACUAGCAUAGAAGAUAGACAUGAUCUUAGUAAAAAUGUUUUCCACUUUCCAAAAUGUCAGGUUAGCUCAUCGACAAAAAAGGUGCUGGAUUUGCUGCACGAAGUCUUGCAGGAAGCCAUCAAAAGUUCUCCUUCUUGUGCAGUACGACUUUUUUGCACAGCUCGAAACAUCUGCGAGUUAUACUGUGAUGUGGUUCCAGUGUAUCACAAGGAGAGUAUUACAACCUUACCACAACAGACAGGUUUGUUCAGAGAUGGAAGAAAAGAUUUUUUAUCACUUUCAUUAAUAGUUUUAAUAAGUACAUGUAAUUUGGCAUUUAUACCUGUAAGCCUACUUCAAGUAUGUCACGGACAAAAACCAUUCAUAGAAUUAAUUAUUGGUAAACUUUCCUUUUUGUCAGUAUUUCAGAACAUUGCUGAUGACAUAAGCCACCUUCCUGCAGCCGAAAGAGCUGUUAAACAGUGUAUCCAUCACCUGCAGCUGCUUCAGCGGGUCUGGAAGGAUGUUCUACCUGAGAGUGUGUUUUCUCGGGUGAUGGGUACACUCCUUAACUCGGUGCUUGAAGAGAUAAUUGUCCAUAUCACGGCAUUAGAAGACAUAUCUGAAGAAGCAGGCAUACACUUGGUGUCACUUUUUGGAAUUAUCACUGAUCAGGCACCAGGCCUCUUCAAAAUAGGAGAUGAAGAUGUAUCAGUGAUGCAAGUACACAAGAAUGUCCCUAGAUGGCGCAAGUUUCAAGAGUUGCGACUGAUUCUUGGGGCAAACAUGCGAGAGAUAGUGGAUCGAUGGGCUGAUGGAAAAGGACCUGUUGCAUUAGACUUUACUGCAGAGGAAAUAAAACAGCUUAUUCGAGCACUCUUUCAGAACACAGAACGAAGAGCUGCGGUGUUGGCUAAGCUACGUUAACUGAAGUUCAAGUUUACAAGAAUGUUCCCAGGUGGUGCAAGUUUUAGGAAUUGUAACUAACUCUUAAUGAGCUAAUGGGAAAGGACCUGUUGCAAUUAAACUCAACUGGAGAGGUAGUAAGACAGCUUAUUGAAGCAUUCUUUCAGGGCACAGAGCAGAAAGCAUUGGUGUUAGCUAAGCUGCAUUAACCAGAAUUUUAUUUGUGUGUGUGUGUGUUCCAUUACAAAUAAAUAAAAUAGUUAUCAAAACGAAUCUAAUCAAGAAAUUCAAACUGUGGUUCUUUUUUCAUUUGGUCAUUUAUUUGAAAUGAGCAUAAUAAUGCUUUUCAAUCUUAUUAAUUUACUAUUACCAAUGUCCCAAGUCUAAGAGUAGGUUGUCUAUUGAGUGUUCUUAAAACCAAGCAUGUUUUUCCAUCUGUUUUGUUUGCGAUUGUGAAUAAUUUUCUGUUGUAGGUCAAAUGAUUCAACAGCUGCAAAUCAGAUUAAAUAAUGAUUGAAAA